This is a messenger RNA of Cetraspora pellucida, 609 nucleotides long. The record is from the annotation of a GenBank genome assembly. Lineage: Eukaryota; Fungi; Glomeromycota; Glomeromycetes; Diversisporales; Gigasporaceae.
AUGAUUAUCAAAAUCAGAUUUAAGCGUGAUGGUAAGCAAAUUGCUCGUAAAAUUGAUAUAAGGGAGAAUAUUAGUUUAGAAGAGUUAGAACAAAAGUUACGCGAACGCUUCGACAUAAGUUAUGACCAACGUGUAGAGCUUCAUUCUCUGGACGAAGACGAUGACCGUAUCGUAGUAUCCUUUGAAGAUGAGUUGGCUUUAAUUUUAGCAUCUCAAGAAUCCCCAUUAUUUGAGAUGAUUGUUAAGCCGAAAGUAGUAGAUAGCUUCUAUAAUUAUCCGAAGGUCUCAAAAUCAAAGCCUGGUGACAUAGUUGAAAUAAUGAUCUCAUCAAAAUGGCUCACCACCGCUAGCAUUACUCGAAAAGACACAAGAAUUUGGGGCACAUGGAUUUUUACUGAUGAUUCUGACAUCAUCAAAGCAUUGGUUCAUGUGGGAAAACUCGAAUUAACUGAAAAACCACCAGAAUACAAUUUAAUUGUCGCGAUUCGAUACUUGCCUGGAUGUUUGAAAUAUGUUGGAUCGACGAACGAAGGUAUUACCUCCGAAGAUUUUGGACCUCACGAUACCAGUUAUAUUAUUGAAUCUUUUAGAAUGGUGGCAUUGGUUUGA